AACUUUCAGGAACUCAGGAACUGAGUGACAAUCAGACCGAAGAUGAAAAAAAGUGAAAGUAUAUUAUGGUCUUGGUUUAAUACUCUCUGCGUAGUUUUGGUCUGAUAGUGGUCAACUGUAAUAUUCGACUAAACGACUUCCAUCAGAAAUUCAAUCAAAAUUAAUGGGAAUUAAGUCAAAAGGAUAUUUCUCCAUUUUUUUGGGAUUAUAACUGUGUUUUUGAAAGUCAUCAUGUCCUUUGCAUCUGAAGAAAUAAUCCCAUAUGAUCCUGAGAUUUAUCGAUCACCAGCGGAGUUAUACUCAUAUCUCACCAAUGUCGGAGAACUUCACGAUGAGCAUGGCUGGGAGUACCACUCUGACAGGGGCAUGCAUCAGAGUGACAUGUUGGAAAUCUCCUCACAAGGGAAUCAUCUGACAGAGCUCCAGAGUGUCCAUUCCCAACAGCUCCUCCACCCUUAUCGCUACCCCGAUACCGACACCCUCCACCUGCCACUAGCAGACCCAGGACUGGGACCCCUAACCCUAACCUCACAGAUGCCGUACUACAACCACACAGUGUAUUACCAGCAACAGGCCCCUGUGUCCCCUAGUUACUACUGCUCAGAGGAGGAGGAACCUGUGGGCCACAGUCCCCCACUGGAGGUAUCUGAGGGUGAAGAAGAGGACUAUGGAGACCAUGUCCCUUUUGGGGGAGACUCCGGUAACAAGAGGAAGAUCCGGCUGUACCAGUUCCUCCUGGACAUGCUGAAGAACGGAGACAUGAAGGACAGUAUGUGGUGGGUGGACAGAGAGAAAGGAAUCUUCCAGUUCUCCUCUAAAAACAAGGAGACUCUGGCCAAUCGCUGGGGCACGCAGAAAGGGAACAGGAAGAGGAUGACAUAUCAGAAGAUGGCCAGGGCCCUGCGGAACUACGGCAAGACUGGAGAAAUCAGAAAGGUCAAGAAGAAACUGACCUACCAGUUCAGUCCGGAGGUACUGAGGAAAGUCUCGACUACAGAGAGGAGGCACUACCCUCACUAGGAGUACCAGAGAUUGUUAAUGUAAUGCCACUGUAUUACAGGCUUUGGGAGUAGGCCUAACCUCACUGCUAAUGUCUUGAAAAUAGGACAAUAAUGACUGUCUACUGUGAUUGUAUUUCAUUACAUUUAAAAUGAUACCCCAGAAACAAUCAGGUAACAUUAAACAUGUCGAUGUUUAGAUUUUUGUUAUUGGUGUUUGCAUAUUCCAUGUUUAUUUAUUUACUUAACAAGUCGUCGUGUGUCACGUGUUACAUUAUCUUAACUCUUGACUCUAUCUUUGUGUCUGUGAUGGGAAGAAAAAAAAAUAAAGUAUAUUUUUUACAUA
Oncorhynchus mykiss (rainbow trout) is the source of this 1344-nucleotide messenger RNA. RefSeq names its product Spi-1 proto-oncogene a (gene spi1a). Gene Ontology annotation, molecular function: sequence-specific DNA binding; DNA-binding transcription factor activity, RNA polymerase II-specific. Gene Ontology annotation, cellular component: nucleus. The record is from RefSeq and is a predicted model, not a curated record. Gene Ontology annotation, biological process: regulation of transcription by RNA polymerase II; cell differentiation. Lineage: Eukaryota; Metazoa; Chordata; Actinopteri; Salmoniformes; Salmonidae.